Messenger RNA from Dendrobium catenatum, 1220 nucleotides. RefSeq lists its product as uncharacterized. The record is from RefSeq and is a predicted model, not a curated record. The transcript is spliced from 3 exons. Lineage: Eukaryota; Viridiplantae; Streptophyta; Magnoliopsida; Asparagales; Orchidaceae. The coding region runs from base 130 to 1098 and encodes 322 amino acids.
AACAUCUUAUCUGGAUUAAUUAUGUAGCGUUUUGCUUCGUACCAUUUUGGCUCUCUCAUCGUCGGAGGCGAAAAGGGAAUCGGCCGUCGCCGGCGAAGGAUUGAGGUCGGCGGAAAGAUUGUUGGACUGAUGUCAAUUGCGAUGGAGAGUGGGGCGGGGAUCGGAGGGUCGGGAUUCGCUAGGAGAAUCGCAUGCGUCGCGAUCUUUGAUGCGGCGGAGAUGGAGGAGAGGAAGCGGAUGGAUCCUUCGCCAUCGCCGGUGGAGACGACGGUGGCUUCGUCGACGUCGACCUCGUCGUCAAUCGGGAAGGAUAGCGAUGAGGUGGGGUCGCAGGAGGAUGAUCGGGAAGGAGAGGUGCAGAGCGCGUACAAGGGGCCGCUGCUGGGGACGGAGUCGCUUGAGGAGUCGCUGCCGGCUAGGCGAAGCAUUUCCAACUUCUACACUGGUAAAUCUAAGUCAUUCACAAGUUUGUCAGAUGUGGUGGCUUCCUGUGAUUCUGCGAAGGACCUUGCCAAGGAGGAGAAUUCCUGCACUCGCAAGCGAAAGAACCUCCUUGCAUUGAAGAUAAUGUUGGAGAGGCCACAAAACACGUUGAAAAGUUCAGGAGGUGGCAUAACCAAAAAGCUAACUGCUCCCACUCGAAGCACAUUGGCCAUUGCAGCUGCUUUGAGCGGCUCUCCUAGACACAGCAAUGGAGGUGAAAAUGUGAACGAUCUGCAGCAGAAUGCCCUACCACCUCUGCCUCGGCUUGGUAAAUCUGUGGCCACUACUGCUUCUGAAGUUGUCUUAUCUUCACCUCAGCAGUACUCUUUUCCAUUGCGAUCAUUCUCAUUGGGUGAUCUAUCAGGAAUGGCUAAUCUUGGAUCUACCAUUGAAACAGUGCGAUGCCAAUCGCAUUGUUCACAUCGUGAGAAUGGCAUAGAUUUUGACGUUUGGAUGGAGCAGCUUCGAACGGUAAACGACACAGAUUUUGACGUUCGGAUGGAGCAGCUCCGAAACGGUAAACGAUGGUUUAGCGUUAGGCUGAAGAUAGCCUUAAAAAAUUGUAAUAGAACCAAAGAACAAUUUGAUGAGGUGUUUGACAUUUUGAAAGCUUGAUGGUAUUAUUGUACAAACCAAAUUUUUUGUUGAGGAUGAAUAUGUCUCUGCCUUAUAAAUUUGUUUUGUAAUAAGUGCAACACAGAUAUUAGGGAUUUACAUAUACGUCUGAGAAUAAUCUU